UUGCAAGCAAAGGAUAUAUGGAACGUUGACGAAUCGGGCAUCACGACUGUUCAGAAACCGGACCGCGUCAUUGCUCGACGAGGACACAAACAAGUGAGUGCCAUGACUUCCGCAGAGAGGGGAACAUUAGUUACUAUAGCACUAGCAGGAAAUGCCCUUGGGAACCACAUACCUCCAAUGUUUAUCUUUCCGCGAAAAAGAUUUAAUGAUCACUUUAUACGUGAUGGAUCUAUUGGAUCAAUUGGUACUGCGAAUGGGUCAGGGUGGAUGCAAGAAGAAGACUUCUAUAUAUUUCUUACAUUUUUCAAAGACCAAGUUAGGCCAUCUAAAGAAAAUAAGGUCCUAUUGUUAUUAGAUAACCACGCAUCACACACUGCUGUUAAAAAUAUCGAGUUCUGCAAGGAAAAUGGCAUUAUUCUAUUAACUUUUCCACCUCACUGCACCCAAAAGUUGCAGCCAAUGGACAGAGCCGUUUUUGGAUCGGUGAAAAAAGCAGUUAACACAGCUUGCGAUGAUUGGAUGCGGUCUAAUUUUUUACCUACUCUACCAGCUGACCCUCCUUCAAAGGAUCUCAUAGAUCUAUUAGUACCACCUCCUAAUUUUAAUCCCGAUGACUUAAUCGUAAACUCUCAAGAUCAAGGUGAACCUGCUAGAAUUGAAACUCAAAAUACACCUAACCUCGUCGUAGAGCCCGGUCCCCUUUCAGACGAUUCUCUAAAUCUGAACUUACCUGAAAAUAACUAUCCCGCAUUCUUAAAAAUAAUGGCAAGACCCGCUGUACAAAAAGCACCGGAAAAAUCCACAAAGAAGACCUCAAAGAAAAGGAAACACGAGGAAGAAGACGACAAAAUGUUGACAGAGGCUUUUAAAAUUCUAACUGAAACAUCUCAAGCUACGGAUACUUAUUUCAGUUAUGGGCAGCACAUUGCAAACGAAUUAAGGAAAUACGAUAACCACACUCUAAUAUAUGUGAAACAGGCUAUAAACAAUAUAAUUUUUGAGGCUGACUUAGGUAGAUACAGUCCAAUGUAUGGGUAUACAUCACAAGAGCCUCAAAAUCUUUCCAAUAACAAUUCUCUGGCCAAAAAAAUGAACAAAGCAUUUGAAGCAGUACAAAGUAAGAAUAUGGGGUAUAAGAAGGCUGCCAAAACGUUUACUGUACCUAGAUCAACGUUAAGGAGACUGGCCAAAUGUACAGGAGAAUCAUUGGAUUCAGUUGGGUACAAACCAUUACGUGGUAGAGGACGAGGGAGAGGACGCGGUAAAAAUCCAACAGUCGCAACCGUAACCCAACGUUCCAGUCUACGUAGGGAGGUGACUGACCGUUCUGAAGCUGACACUGAGCCAGCUUCAACAUCAUCUGCGUCUCAAUCUACUGCAAUCAUUGAUUCCUCGAUUUCUUUAACGUCUGCUCCAAAUGCAGAACCGGACCCAUUGCCAUGCACAUCACGAAAUAUUGACCAAAAUUCGACAUUAGUAAAUGAUGAAACCAGUAAUAUCGAAGACUCGGAAAAUACUGUUGAGGAGGACAAUACAGAUUGUGAAGUAGAUGUACAAAGUUUUCGAGAUGAUGAGUCAGGAAAAAAAUGCUUUUUUUGUGAAAAAGUCAAUAUAAAACGUAAAGGGCGACAAAUGUACUGUCGUAAAAUUAAAAACAAAAUGCCCUUUCUGGAAAAAAUUAAAAAUUAUUCUACAGAACUGGGUGAUAUAGAGAUGUUACUAAAAAUUCAAGAAGAAACUAACUCUGUUAACGAUGCUUUUUUGGCGUAUCACAAUAUAUGUAGUGUGAAUUAUUUUGCAAAAUACCAAAGGAAAACGAAUCCACCUCCAAGUAAUGAUUGGGCUACGAAACGAGAAGGCCAUAAAAUUGCCAGAGAACGAUUGAUUAAUUAUAUUCAGCAAGAAGUUAUUACAAAUCGACGAGUGAUGUCAUUAGCUCACUUGAAAUAUUGUUAUGCUGAAUUUGUGAAAGAAAUGUAUGAACACGCAAAUUUAGAAGCUACCACAUUCAGCAAUAAAGCUCUUAAGGAUUAUAUACAAACUCAAUUAAGACACAAAAUAUCAUUGGUUAACAUUUCUAAUCAACAAUUUGUUAUAUCAUCUGAAGUAGAUAUUGAAGCAACCGAUGAUGAAGAAAUCAAUUUCAUUGAUAGUGAAGUAUUAAAUGAAGGAGAGUGCGAUGUUCCAAAAUGGUUGGAUUUAUUUUGGACUACUGCUUUGAACGGUAUUGGCAAAGAAAGCUGCGAUCGGGUUCAGAGAUUGUCUUCAUGUUAUUCGCAGGACUCCAUCUACAGUAUUACUAGAGAAGAAGAAUUGAACAUUAUCAAAAGGAACGAUGCAUCUACAGAAGCUCAACAGAAUUUAUCAGUUAAUGUUCGUGAUUUGACUGGCCGUAGAAAACGUUCGUUUGAGGAACAGACAUUUGAAAAUGUACUGUACGCGAAGCAACGUCGUCCAGAAUUUUGGCGUAGUAGUGAUGACUUCAUGGAAGGUGCUCCAGAAGGUAGCCUAGGAACUGCUACUAAGAGUGGUUGGAUAAAUACCGAUAUAACAAAUGUUCUCUAUUGCGACACAACCAACUUAUAUCCAACUUCGAAUACGCGCGGAGUAAAACUGAUGGAUGCCAGAGUGGCUGGGCUUUCAGCAGGAUGCCACGGCAUGCCACGGAACGCUGCGGGAUGCCACUACACAACCUGUCGUGCAAUUCUGUGCCACGCCAUGGUAAAUAAAUAUAUAAAAAAAACUAAGCAAGGGACGUGCGACGAAAAUGCUAUGCAAACGGCUAUUGAUUUGUGCAAAUCUGGAGAAUCAAUAAAAAGUACAACUAAAAAGUAUGGUUUGGCUUAUGCAACCUUGUAUAGGCAUAUAAAAACCGGAAUCGCUGCUUCAAAACUUGGUAGAUUCCCGUUCAUCUACGCCAAGAAAAAUAAUUUGAACUAUCCGAAAAACUGGGACAAGUACGAAAAAGCUGGAGAUGAUUGGUUAUCGUCAUUUUUGUCUCGUCACCAUCAAAUAUCCCUCAGGACUCCAGAGGCACCAUCGGUUGAAAGGGCAAAAGGAUUUAACAGACGUGAAGUUGGACGUUUUUAUGCAAACUUAGAAACUUUAACAGUAAAACAUGAUAUUGAUGCAUCCAGAUUAUAUAACAUGGAUGAAACUGGUCCACAACCACAAAUAAGCCGCCUAAAAUUGUCGGUAAAUGACAUAAUAUCGCAUCUUGAAGACAACGAUGACGUAUUGUCAGCAGAUAUUUACAUAACACCCCCAGAUAAUUACGACAAAAGUGAUGAAGACAGUGGAGAUGAGGAGUCUUCGAACAUAAAUCACCUGUCCAGGCAGCAGCUCUUAGCACAGGCUGAGUUUAGGGCUACUGUAUCUUCACAGUCUAAUUUAGAUAUUAUAGAAAGCGUAUCAAAUGAAGUUUCUAUAGAUAAUAAUACACACGGCGACUUAUCAGUACAACCACCGGCAAAGAAAAAAAAAAUGUCCAGCUACCCGAAAGUGGAGGAAAGUAGAUAUUCCAGUGAAGACAGAGAAAACAUCAGAGCCACCACAUUUCUUAGAACACCUAGAUACUCCUGGGCAAGCACAGGAAAUACCCACCCAGAACUUGGUGUAGGUGCUUCUGUUGUUUUAGACCUCAUAUCCAAAUUGCCGCCCGGUACUUACAGCUUUUAUAUGGACAACUAUUUUACAUCUUUACCCUUGUUGGAUGAAAUAAAAACAUUAGGACACGAUGCGACGGGAACGGUUAGGGCAAAUAGGGUAGAAAAGGCACCCUUGAAAGAAGCGAAAGAUAUGAAGAAAAUGAGCAGAGGGUCUUUUGACCAGUGUACAGAUACUCUGACGAACAUCACCCUCGUACGUUACAAUGACAACAAUAUUGUUACCGUUGCCUCAACCGAAUGUGGUGUGGAGCCUUUAGCUAAGUUAUAUAAAUUAUCGCCAGCUUCACAAAACAAUCAGCAUGACUAUUUGUCAUUUACAAGACAUGUUGUAACAACAUAUCUUCAGACUUUUCCUGAAAAUUCUUCUUCAGUAAAGAAGCCUAUUCCAAGAUCAUCUCUAGCAGUCAUAAAACGAGUUCCAGUUGAUAUUAGGGUGUCUCCGAUUCGAAAAUUAUGUGAUGAUUUGACAACUUCGUUUGCAAAUGCUUCGCCUCAAGAAAUUCUCGCGAUCCCCACAGUCAAACAAACGAGAAAAAACUACACCGAGAAAAAACCGUUCUUCACGUCAUCCUUCUAUAAAAUUGAGUUAGAAGAACGAGAACAACUUAAUAGAACGAAGAAGUGUUCUUAUCCAAAUGACCCCAAGUUAAAGAAGAACUCUAAGUAA
Danaus chrysippus (African queen) is the source of this 4335-nucleotide messenger RNA. The record is from the annotation of a GenBank genome assembly. NCBI's taxonomy places the organism in Eukaryota, Metazoa, Arthropoda, Insecta, Lepidoptera, Nymphalidae.